Messenger RNA from Rhagoletis pomonella (apple maggot), 630 nucleotides. RefSeq lists its product as uncharacterized. The transcript has 2 exons. NCBI's taxonomy places the organism in Eukaryota, Metazoa, Arthropoda, Insecta, Diptera, Tephritidae. The record is from RefSeq and is a predicted model, not a curated record. Bases 116 to 487 code for a protein of 123 amino acids.
CGUGGGAUUGCUCAUCGAGGGACAUAAGUUACAUCGUGGGAACUAAAAUACGGCGCGGGACCUAAUUUGCAUCGUGGGAUCCAAUUCACAUCGCGGGAGUCCAAAAGUAGUCAAGAUGGUAAAACCCUCCAAACGCACAUCGCCCUCGCCACGAAGCCAUUUAGCAAUCCAGCAUAGUUUUGAGAUUUAUCGUUAUGAAGCACUAAUACGUUUUUCCAAGAUUACAUCGAAAAUGGAUAUACAGGACUAUGUAAAAUGCUCAUACCACCUUCCCCAUGAUCUUCAAGCGCAUGCAGCGAAACCAUUGCUUAAGGCUAAGAAAAAGAUCGGCGGCGGUGCAUUCUCUCCUACCAUCUAUAGAAAUCCAACUAGGCGUCGGGGCACAGAGAUAAGUUCAAAGAGCUUUGCCGAAGCAGGACAGCCUUGCACAAGUGCAACGGGGCCGGCAUGUUUAAGUGACUUGCGCUCACUUAAAGUAUUUCCAUGACUUGCGCUCAUAACGACUUGCGUUCGCUUGAAAUUACUUGCAUGACUUGCGUUCAUGCAUCCCUGUUCGAAUUCCACACUACAAGCAUCCCUGCUCUAGUUGGAAGUUCGACAAGUGCACGGGAAUUGCUUCCCAGGGUUGCU